Messenger RNA from Vigna unguiculata (cowpea), 1347 nucleotides. Lineage: Eukaryota; Viridiplantae; Streptophyta; Magnoliopsida; Fabales; Fabaceae. The record is from RefSeq and is a predicted model, not a curated record.
AUGGGUGGGAUGAUACAAGGGGGUUUACCUAUCUUUGAUGGUAGCAUGUUCAACGAUUGGAAGAUUAAGAUGAAUGCGAUCUUCAUCUUUCAAGAUGUGGCUAAAGUUGUUGAGCAUGGUGUUUCACCACCGGGUGCGAAGGCUACUGAUGAUGAUAAGAAGGCUUACAAGAUUCAACACAAGUUAGAUGGAAAGGCAAGGUACUUGAUCGAUCAAUGUGUUAGCUCACCGAUCUUUAAUAGGAUUUCCAUGGCGGGCACAACCAAAGAAGCGUGGGAUAUCUUGGUGGCUACGUAUGGUGCGGGGGAUAAACAUAAGAAAGUGAAGCUGCAGGCUCUGCAAAGGCAAUUUGAGUUCCUCAUCAUGGAAGAAAGUGACUCGGUGGUUGGGUUCCUCAACAAGAUUCAAGAACUUGUUAACGACAUGCGUUCUUGCGGUGACAAAGUGUCUGAACAGCAUAUCGUGAACCAGGUUUUGCGGUCACUUCCUCCAAGAUUCGAUCAUCUUGUAAUUACCAUUGAAGAGACGAAAGAUCUGGAUGCACUAACCUUCCAAGAGCUGCAACAUUCGCUCAAAGCCCACGAGUUGCGCAUGUAUGAGCAGAGAUCCUAUCAAGAGCAGGUUCUUCAUGCAAGAACAAAUGGAAAGCAGAAAAAAGAUUCCAAGAAAGGAUCUAAGACAAAGAAGAAGGGAGAGUCAGAUGAGCAGAAGAAUAAAGACCAUAAACAAAAUUCUGGAGAAGAUAAAGAGAAGAAGUAUGACAAGAAAAAAGUCAAGUAUUAUAACUGCCUAAAGUUCGGGCAUUAUGCACGAGACAGCUGGGAUGGUGACGGAGCCAAGAACAGACCAAAGAAGAAUGUGCGUGUUCAUCUUGUAGAGGAAGAAAACUCUGAUGAAGAGGUUGUCAUGUUGAUGGCUGAGACAGAUGCAAAGCUCGACGGUGAAAAUUUGUGGUACUUGGACUCUGGGUGCUCCACACACAUGACCGGGAAGAAGGAUUGGUUCGUGCAAAUAAGGGAUGUAAGUCAAGAAAAGAUACGUUUUGCAGAUAAUAGUUCUCUCACAACAAAAGGAACUGGUAGAGUUGUGUUGCGAAACAGUGAUGGCAAGGACGUGAUAAUUGAAAAUGUUCUACAUGUGCCCGGGUUGAAAUCAAACCUUCUGAGCUUGGGCCAGUUGAUGCAAAGAGGUUUCAAGAUGACGCUUAAAGAUAAAUCCUUACGUGUCUUUGAUCAAACUCAGAAGCUGGUUAUACUUGUUGGUCUGUCCUCUAAUCAGACCUUUCAGGUUAAGAUGAAUGCAUUGAAGCACCAAUGUUUUGCUGCUGUCAGUGACAAGUGCGAAUAG